Batrachochytrium dendrobatidis JAM81 is the source of this 768-nucleotide messenger RNA. RefSeq lists its product as uncharacterized. The record is from RefSeq and is a predicted model, not a curated record. The transcript has a single exon. The coding region runs from base 1 to 768 and encodes 255 amino acids. NCBI's taxonomy places the organism in Eukaryota, Fungi, Chytridiomycota, Chytridiomycetes, Rhizophydiales. Gene Ontology annotation, molecular function: gamma-tubulin binding.
AUGACGGAUGAAUGUGCGCACGAUUUGAAUAGAGUUUUUUCAUGGCUGUUGAAACUUACGCGAGCUACAACGUCCCUCGACCAAAUUAUUCAAACUCAAGCAUGGCAAAAGUGCCGUAUGUCGAGUUCACAUACAACCUGCACGGAUUCAGAGUUGUCACUGACUGAACAAAAGUUGACAGUACAAUUAGUACACCAUAUGCGUGUUUUUCUCAAUACAAUUGCAUGGUACUCGUUUGAAGGUGUUGUGCGUCCAGUGAGUGUAGAGCUUUUAGAAAUACUUGAUGCCACUGCAGAACUUAUUCGACAACCUCUGAUUAAAUCCUAUCCAGUUUCUAAUGGUACAUACGCCGAGACAGGUUAUCGUUAUUCAAGCACUACCUCAUCAGAGUCACAAACUACUAGACAGCCCAUUUGCAGCUUAUUCAAACUUGGAUCAAUCAUUCGCAAGGCCAUUUAUAAUAUCAAUGUAUAUCUUUUUCUAAGCCCACAGCACCGAAUGAUCAGAACACAUCUAGAUUACAUUAUUGAAUUAAUUUUGAAGUUUUCAAGAUUAAUGCACGGAUACCCCAUGCCAGACUCGCUUCCUUCAUUACAGGCUGCAUUUCAAGUACGACUGAGACUAUUGAUCAAUGCGUUGCGUGAUCUCACCCUGCAUCAAACACCCAAGUCGACAUUGACACUUGAACAUGGCCGAAAAAAACAAAAAGAUUCAAAAAGGUUGAUGGAGCUGGCAUCAGAUUUGCUGAUUAUGCUGAGUCCGAUAUAA